GGCCAAAGGAAGAAUUGGUUUUGGGGGUGACCAGAGAAAUAUACCUGCUGGAGCGUGUGCUACAGCAUGUGUAGGCUUACAGUGGUGGGACAAUGUUGGGGACCAACUGGUUCCUACAGGGAGGAGGUGGAUCAGUGAAACGCUUUGUACCUUGGCUCUCCCUUCAGUUCACCAGACAGCAGAAUGAAGAGCAGAGCUUCACACAAAGGGGAGACAUAAAUGAAUGAUCACUACUCCCCAAGUGCUCCAGUGGUUUUAGAAGUCAGAGUCCAAGACAAACUGAAAUCCUACCUUAAGAAGAAGUACGGCUGUAUAUACGAGGGGACGUCAAAGGAAGGGGAUUCCAUCUACCUAGACCAGAUCUACACUGAGCUCCAUGUGAUCGAGGGGGCCUGGGGAGGGGUCAGAGAUGAGCAUGAGGUCAUACAUCUGGAAUCUAGAACACCAGCCACAGGAGAGACCACUAUUGAAGCCUACAACAUUUUCAAACCCCGACCUGGUCAAAAGAAGCCAAUCAGAACAGGGCUUACACUGGGCAUCGUUGGUGUAGAAAAAGACUGUCUCCGUUCAGAAGUUUAUUCACGACUGGGCAGAAGGAAAGGAGAGCCAAGACAUUGAUUUCAUCUUUCCGCUUCCUUUUUUCCAAAUGAAUUCUAAUAUGAGGGAAAAGGACUGCAGUCUUCAUCAAUUCUUCAGUGUCAUGGGACCGGUGAAGACCCUGGGGGGUAGGUUUUAAAGUUAAUCUUUGAUGGUCUGGACGAGAGUCAACUUCCUCUGAACUUCAACAGUAAGGUUCUGACAGACGACACAAAGCCAGCCUCGCUGGACCAACUGAUCACAAACCUCAUCACAGGAGAGCUCCUCCCCUCUGCUCUCAUCUGGAUAACCUCCCGACCUGCUGCAGCCAAUCAGAUCCCUCGUCAACACAUCCACCAGUGGACAGAGGUACAAGGGUUCAAUGACCCACAGAAGGAGUACUUCAGGAAGAAAAUGAGUGAUGAGAACCUGGCCAGCAGAAUCAUCACCCAUGUCAAGUCAUCAAGGAGCCUCCACAUCAUGUGCCACAUAGCAGUGUUCUGUUGGAUUUUAGCCGCUGUUCUAGAGAAGCUGUUGGAUGAAGCAGGGAGUGGAGAUUUGCCCAAAACCCUGACCGAGACAUACUUACACUUCCUGUUCUGUCAGACAGACAGGAUAAGAGCAAAAGGGAAUUCCAUAGGAAGUGACAACAUAGUCCUCAAACUUGGAGAGCUGGCAUUUCAUCAGCUGGAGAAGGGAUAUCUUAUCUUCUAUGAGGAAGACCUGACAGAGUGUGGCAUUGGAGUCAGAAAAGCAUCCGUGUACUCAGGUUUGUGUACCUAGAUCUUUAAGGUGGAGGGGAGGACCAGUCAGAAGACAGUGUUCAGCUUUGUUCAUCUGAGCAUCCAUGAGUGUCUUGCUGCUGUUUAUGUGUUUCUCACAUUCAUAAACUGAAAUAAAAACCCACUGGUCCAACAGAACUCCUUUUUGCAGAAAGUGUGGAAACACCAACCUAUGGUGAACUUAGUCAAGAGUGCAGUGGACAAGGCCCUAAAGAGUAAGAAUGGACACCUGGACCUGUUCCUCCGUUUCCUUCUGGGCCUCUCACUGGAGUCCAAUCAGACUCUCCUACAAGGCCUACUGACACAGGCAGGAAGCAGCUCACAGACCAGUGAGGAAAUAGUUGAGUACAUCGAGAUGAAGAUCAGGAAGAAUCCCUCUCCUGAGAGAUGCAGCAAUCUGUUCCACUGUCUGAGUGAGCUGAAUGACCAUUCUCUAGUGAAGGAGAUCCAAAGAUACCUGAGCUCAGGAAGUCUCUCAGCAGCCAAACUGUCACCUGCACUGUUUUCAGCUCUGGUGUUUGUGUUGCUGACUUCAGAAGAAGAGCUGGAUGUGUUUGACCUGAAGAAAUACUUUAGAUCAGAGGAGGGUCUUCUGAGGAUGCUGCCAGUAGUCAAAGCCUCCAGAACAGCCCUGCUGAAUCAAUGUAACCUCUCAAACCGAUGCUACAAAGCGCUGGGCACAGCUCUCAUCUCCUCACACUUGGAAGAGCUGGACCUGAGUGGCAACGACCUGCAGGAUUUAGGAGUGAAGCUGCUCUCUGCUGGACUGCAAAGUCCACAAUGUAAACUGGUGACACUGAAAUGCCUGUCAUCUGACACUGGAGCCAAACACAGCACACAGAACCCUCUCUCUGUCUGAGGAGAACAGGAAGGUGGAAUGGACCUGGAGGGAGCAGCCGUAUUCUGAUCACACAGAGAGUUUUGAGGACUGUUGAGGUGCUGUGUAGAGAGGGUCUGACAGGGUGCUGCUACUGGGAGGUAGAGUUGAGUGGGAGGGCUUGUAACAUAUAAAGGAAUCAGCAGGAGAGGAAAGGGUCCUGACAGUCGGCUUGGAGCCAAUGACAAGUCCUGGAAUCUGAACAGCUUUUAUGACAGUUACUCUGCCAGGCACAAUUAUACGAGAACUGACAUACCUGUCCCCUCCCCCCGCUCCAACAGAGUGGGAGUGUAUCUGGACUGGCCGGCCGCCACGCUGUCCUUCUACAGCGUCUCCUCUGACACACUGACCCACCUGCACACAUUCCACUCUACAUUCACUGAUUCCGUCUACUCAGGGCUUUAUGUAAGGGGUGACACAGGGACUGUGACCCUGUGUCAGGUAGAAUAACCUCCUGUGUCCUGGAGGAACACCUGAGUCUUCAGAGAAGUCAUACUCCUGUUCAAUCACAUCUGGGUGACAUGAUGGGAUAUGUUUCACUCUAAUCAUGACCUGACUGAGCAAGUAAACAUGAAUAUACCGUACAUCUCUAAAGUUGACUGACCGUGUAACUAGAAUCACUGCUGUAAAAACCUCCCAUUUAAAAUCUCUAGUUGUUAUUGCUUUUCCUUAUUGUUUGUAAUAAAAUGUUUCUAGAAUGUUCUUUUUUUUACGUUCUACUUUUAGAUACAGUAAGCAUAGGUGCUGUUGGCGUCUUUCAAUAUUUUACUAAAGUAGGAGACAUAGUACAUACCACAGGAGGCUGGUGCACCUAAACUGGGGAGGACGGGCUCGUGGUAAUGACUGGAGAGGAAUCAGUAGAAUGGUAUCAAAUAACUUAAUGCCAUUCCGUUUACUCCAUUCCAGACAUUAUUAUCCGCCGUCCUCCCCUCAUCAGCCUCCUCUGGUACAUAGACUUAUUUGAUAUUAUUGAGAGACUGAGGCACAAGGCAGUGAGCAGCAAUAGGUUUGUGAACGGACUGUAAGGUGCUAGAAUUACAGUACAUGAAUGGGCAAGGGUAAACAUCACUUCAUAGGCCUGUUAAGUAGUAUGCAAGUCCAGAUCAUUUCUGCAUCUAGAAGAGGAGGUAAGAAGUACACUGCAGACCUGGUUUGGUAUGUGUGUGUGUGUGUGGAUCAAUGCUGUGUCUUCACUGAGAUUACUUUGAUAGAGUUGGAAUGGGAAUUCUGGGAGAUGAAUCAAAGUGAAGGGGCGCAGACUCCCGGCCCGUGCCAGUCGAUAUGGUGGCGUGGUUAAUUCGCCUAAGGAAUGCUGUCAUUAAGCUAAUGAUAAACGGUGUUUGCCCUGGUUUUAGCCGCGAGCAUGCCCCUGCUCACAAAGAAAAAUAGUGUUCGACCCGUGGUCUCUAAUUCACAGUGGGGGGUGAGGGGUGCCACAUAAAUCAAACCUCUGCCUCAGUCCCACUCUGACAGGACAGGAGAGCCUCAGCAGAUUGGGUUGUGGAGAUAUUCGUGUGUGUGUGUGUGUGUGUGCGCGCGCGGGGGAGAGUUCUUCAUGUGUAAACUGUGAAACAUGACACUAGGUUGUAAUUACUUCAAACCAGACACUUUGUUUUUGUAAUGUAUUUUAUUAAAUGACAGCCUUUUAUUAAUCUGGA
Messenger RNA from Oncorhynchus mykiss (rainbow trout), 3893 nucleotides. NCBI's taxonomy places the organism in Eukaryota, Metazoa, Chordata, Actinopteri, Salmoniformes, Salmonidae. The record is from RefSeq and is a predicted model, not a curated record.